Molecule: messenger RNA, 1207 nt
Organism: Caenorhabditis elegans
Lineage: Eukaryota; Metazoa; Nematoda; Chromadorea; Rhabditida; Rhabditidae
Source: the annotation of a RefSeq genome assembly
AUGUUUUUGAAUAUGAUUAGAUUUACAACUAACAAUAUGAUGGCAUUGUGCGUGGUCGUAGGGAUUCUUGCUAACAUUUACAUACUCACAAAACUGACAAUUGGUUUUAAAGUUUUGGAAGACUUUCCAAAGUUGCAAGAGAGAAAGUGCGUAAUCGAUGAAGAUUAUUUUACGAGCUUUAUCGAAAAGCGGCGAGUGACGGAGUUGAAGGAGAAGGUUUUUGUUGAAUCUAACAGUAAUAAAACUGUGCAACUGAGGCUUCAUGCAUUUCGACAAGCCGGAUUAGGAAACAAUAUUCGAAAUAAUAUCUCUUUUGGGAAUCGCAAACACUCUACAAAGAACACCAGUGAUCAAUGCCACAGAUUCAAAUAAUAUUCGUAAUUUGCAAAAAAGGAUACAACCACUAUUUCCAAAACUAGUGGAGCAGUUUCAUUUGAAAAUUAUUCCGGCUAGUUCGGUUUCCUGACACAUAUUGCACUGGAGCAGGUGUUGCGUUUUUGAUGAUCCGAAGAGAAUGCUGAAUCGAUCAGAGCAGCACUUGUUUCUUGAUGGACACUAUUUUCAGAGCUUCAAGUACUUUCACCAGCUCCGGCCUGUUAUUCGUGAAUUGCUUGCACCAAGCCGGCCGGCAACACUUGCUGCUGAAAAGAUAUUACCAUCAGAACUUAAACAAGAUUUAAUAAUAUGCACACACAUUCGACGUGGAGAUUUUCAGACUGACAGAGUUCAUAAACCAUCUGAUCCAAGUUUUACACGUGCUGCUACGGAGUUUUUGGUGAAACAUUACCAAAAAUUGCACAAUCGUACAACUGUGGUCGUUUUUGGGAAUGAUGUGAAUUUUGCAAAAGCAGUUUUUGAAGAUCGAAUUUUCAACUCUUCGCAUCUACAAGAUCGCACCCCAACUCCACCAAACUACACAAUUCCUAAAAUCUCACCUGAAUAUUCUGUAAUUCUUCCACAAAAUUCAACCCCAGAAAAUGAUUUGGCAUUUUCCAGACAAUUUUAUGACGUUAUGCUUAUCACAGCACCAUCAUCAACUUUUGGAUGGUGGUUAUCAUAUUUGGCAAACCGUUCAGCAGUUGUCUAUUAUCGAGAUAUUCUAGAGACAAAGGAGAAGGUAAUACAACACAUGCAUCCAAAAGAUUUCUAUCCACCGGAAUGGAUAAAACUUGGAACUCGUGCAAAUGGGACUAUCUUCAAAUUCUAA